Molecule: messenger RNA, 497 nt
Organism: Photinus pyralis (common eastern firefly)
Lineage: Eukaryota; Metazoa; Arthropoda; Insecta; Coleoptera; Lampyridae
Product: juvenile hormone acid O-methyltransferase-like
Exons: 2
Source: RefSeq, a predicted model, not a curated record
CAAUGUAUCGAGCGGAACUAUUUCAAAAAUCGAGCGUAAUCGCCCAAAGGGAUGCGCAAGAAGUUAUGGAUCGAGUUCGCGAAAUGGUGAAGUGGAAGGAGAACUGCAACGUGCUGGAUAUCGGUUGCGGAACGGGAAAUGUCACCCACGAUUUCCUCUUGCCAAUUUUGCCCAAGUCGACAAAGGUCGUCAUUGGUGUAGAUAAAUUCGCAGGAACCGUCGAGUACGCCAGACAGCACUACGGGCGAAGGAUUGUUUUUGAACAGAUGGACAUUGUCUAUGAUACUAUCACUAAUGGAGAAUACUACGACCAUAUUUUUUCCUUUUACUGUCUUCCGUUCAUUAAAGAGCAAGACAUUGCGCUGAAGAAUAUUUACAAGCUCCUGAAACCUGGCGGCGAUUUCAUCUUUACUUGUACCGUACAGUGUAAUUUGUUCGAAGUAGGCAACGCGAUGUCUCGUAUUGAGAAAUGGAAACCGUACUUGGUAGACUACGAA